This is a messenger RNA of Trichoderma citrinoviride, 849 nucleotides long. RefSeq names its product LmbE-like protein. Bases 1 to 849 code for a protein of 282 amino acids. The transcript has 5 exons. Gene Ontology annotation, biological process: GPI anchor biosynthetic process. Gene Ontology annotation, molecular function: N-acetylglucosaminylphosphatidylinositol deacetylase activity. NCBI's taxonomy places the organism in Eukaryota, Fungi, Ascomycota, Sordariomycetes, Hypocreales, Hypocreaceae. Gene Ontology annotation, cellular component: endoplasmic reticulum. The record is from RefSeq and is a predicted model, not a curated record.
AUGGCACGCAAGCUCCGCGAUUUCAGAGCCUUCAGGGCCUGCUAUUGGCCCGUGGCCACGCGCAGCCGACGCCGCGCCUUGUUCCGGGCGGCCCUCGCCGUCCUCGUCUUCCCGAUCCUCCUGCAGUGGUUCCUGGCCUACAUCGUCGGCAGCGAUGCACGUCUUCUGCCGCCGGAGCUGCUCCGCGCAAAGAACCUGCUUGUCGUGACGGCGCAUCCCGACGAUGAGUGCCUGUUCUUUUCGCCCACCAUCCUGGGCAUUCUUGAUCGGAACCGUGCUGUCAAUGGUGGUUUGUUAGUUAUGUCGACUGGAAACAACUAUGGCAAAGGCGAGACGCGCAAGCAAGAGCUCAAGGGGUCGUGUCAGGCCCUGGGCAUCAACCCAUCGAGGUGUGAGGCGUUUAACCAUCCAAGGCUGCAGGACAAUCCCAAGGUGUGGUGGGAUACGGCCUUGAUUCACUCCAUCGUGAGGGAGUAUGUCAAGAGAUGGGAUGUUGAUGCUAUCAUCACAUUCGAUGAAGGUGGCGUUUCUGGACAUAUCAACCACCGAGCAGUCAGUGCAGCCGUGAGCGAAUACGUGACGAGCACCAAAGACGCACCUCCGGCCUACAAGCUCGUCACCACGGGCACCUUUAGGAAGUACACGUUCCUCUUCGACCUGCCCUACACGGCCCUCUCCUUCUUCUGGCGCAUCGCUCUGCUGGCCAACUCAUUGCAUCGCUAUGCCUUGACACGGGCUGCCUUUGCGAGCCAUGGCAGCCAGUACACCUGGGACCGCCACUUGUACAUGCUUCUGAGCCGAUAUGUGUGGUUUAACGAUUUGAGGAGGAUACCAGCGCCGUCGUCGUAA